UUCAUUCCUUUUCCUUUUUCCGUUUGUAAUAAUCCUACAAAUGCGACAGCGCGCCAGGCAAAGUGUGAGUUCAUAGCUGGCAUUGGUGUGGAUCAUUUCAGAGGUGUAAAAGGUUCUUAUCUGUCUCAUUGACGAAUCUCAUUGAAUCAGCAGCAUGACAACUUCGCAGAAACACCGCAACUUUGUGGCAGAGCCCAUGGGAGAAAAAAGUGUCCAGGAACUUGCAGGGAUUGGUGAUGUUCUUGGCCAACGCUUAAGCGAAAGAGGUUUUGACAAGGCAUAUGUUGUCCUUGGUCAGUAUUUGGUGCUAAAGAAAGAUGAGGACUUGUUCAAGACUUGGCUGUAUGACACUUGCAAUGCCAACAAAAAACAGCAGAAUGACUGUUACCAGUGUUUGAAAGAGUGGUGUGACUCAUUCUUGUAACUGAUUCCCCAAAUUCUCAUUAUCAAGAACUGUUCUUGAAGAGUUAAUGUCUUGAACCCUCAAUAUUUUCUGUUUAUAUGUUAUAAUGUCUGCAAGUGUUGUCCAGUACUUUGAAAUUUUCAGAGCUCCUGAAGUUGUCCUUUAACUUGACUCAGUAGAGAGGAGUAUAUCUGGAUUCCAUGAAAUCAGUUGAGAUAUAUCUAUAGAGUUGUUCAUAUUAAUAGGAGGUAGCUCGUUUUUAUUUUAAUUUUUUCCAUUAAUGCUCCCAACACCUUGGUUAUGUUACACACUUUGUUAUUGAGAUCAGUAAUAGAUUGCAGCAUUGGUUCUUGUGUCUUUUUUUAAAAAGUACCCUUUUGUUUGCUUAGCUUGUUACAUCAGGAAGUGCAGCAGAAAAACUAUCAAAUACCUAUGUCUUGACUUUGUUUUCUUUAUUAAAUCUUAACCGUGAGUAAAAUAUCUGAAAUAGCACUUACAUAUAUGUAUUUGGGAUUUUGCUUUUGGGAGAUUAUUGGGGUUUUCUUGGGAAAAAUAAAGAUAAAACCUUAAGUUUGUUUGCUUUUUUGGUGCUUUGCUCUUGUCAGAUUUAGUAGACUUACCUCAUUAUGAAACCUAGUCUUUUUCCUCAUCCACUAAGUUUCAGCAAACCAGAUAAACCAGCAAAUGUAUAUAUAAGGGCUCCUAGCACUAAUUUGCCAGUUUAUCUGAACAAAACUUUGUGGUCCAGCUUUCAGUUUUUAUCAUGGCAGAAAUUUUUAGCCAGCAUUUGGUGGUGGCCUUUCCAUAGGGCCAUAUGUUUUUACAUUUUUGUCACACUUGUGAAGUUUAGUUAACAAUUAAAAGUAAGAAAAAAAGUUUAUCAACAUUUGAAUUUCAUUGUGGCUUUGUUUCAUUAUAUGUGCAUGAUAGAAGGAGUUAAGAGGUGAAUAUGUGCAUUACAGUUGGCUAACUUUUCGGAUUGUGAAAGGCUACCAUUUUUUUGACUGAAAAGUAUUUCAACUCCGCAAUACUACUUACACCUAUUAAAACUGAUUGAUAGGCAUCAUCAUUUAUUACCCAUCUCUAACAGAAAGUUUGUGAUGAAACACUUUUAGGGUUUGUAAUGUUGACAUGAAUCAUACUAGCUCAAAAAAAGCACUUUUCCAAUAGUUUUAUCAUUACUUGGUGAUUAAGAUAAAUGUGACAAUGCUAUAUAUAACAAAUUGUGACUGCAAGGUUUCAUAAUGUUGCACCAUUAACUUUGCUACAGCUUAAAGAUGAUGCUAAAGCUAAUAAACCUUCUUCUAAUGA
Pomacea canaliculata is the source of this 1714-nucleotide messenger RNA. Its product is annotated as barrier-to-autointegration factor-like. The transcript has 3 exons. The record is from RefSeq and is a predicted model, not a curated record. Gene Ontology annotation, molecular function: DNA binding. Bases 155 to 424 code for a protein of 89 amino acids. NCBI's taxonomy places the organism in Eukaryota, Metazoa, Mollusca, Gastropoda, Architaenioglossa, Ampullariidae.